Messenger RNA from Arctia plantaginis, 582 nucleotides. The record is from the annotation of a GenBank genome assembly. Lineage: Eukaryota; Metazoa; Arthropoda; Insecta; Lepidoptera; Erebidae.
AUGGGUGGAUUACAUCAAAAACCUGACAAGGAACUACCAUCAGAUCUCAAGUCUUAUUUAGAUUCGUCGCAGAAUGGAGUAAUUUACAUAAGUUUUGGCACAAACGUAGACCCUUCUCUUUUACCACCUGAAAUAAUACAAACUUUGGUAAACGCAUUCUCAAAAUUACCUUACGAUAUUUUAUGGAAAUGGAAUAAAGAUGAAUUGCCUGGACGCACUAGCAACAUAAGAAUCUCUAAAUGGCUGCCACAGUCUGAUUUACUCAAACAUCCAAAAAUCAAGUUAUUUAUAACACAAGGAGGACUACAAUCGACAGACGAAGCAAUAACAGCUGGAGUGCCACUGAUUGGAAUGCCUAUGUUGGGGGAUCAGUGGUUCAAUGUAGAAAGAUAUGAGUACCAUAAAAUUGGGAUUAGGAUUGAUAUGAAGAUUCUUACUGCGGAAAAAUUGAUCAAGGCGAUCAACACUGUAAUUGGAGAUGACAGUUACCGUCGUAAUACCGAAUUAGACCCAUACCCCCAACUGUUGUAUACAUGGGUGGAUUGCACCAAAAACCUGACAAAGAACUACCAACAGAUCUAA